AGGCAACAAACAUGCCUCAAUGGCAAAUGAAAUUAGACCUUGAGCAAAAGCAUAUGGUUUCAAGAACUCCUUUACAAGAGUCGUUGAAUGAGAACGCGCAAUCCCAUAGUAGUGGAGAGCGUAGUAGAAUGGAAGAAGUCAAGAGAAAUAAUAAUGCAGGGAAGAGAAGAGGUAGGAGGAAAGGGAAAGGGAUAUUAGUCGAAAAAAUGCAGGAUAUGAGUAAUAACUCUGAGGUUUCCCCUGCUUGUUCUGCUUCAUCAUCAUCCGAAAGAAGUCUUGUGUUCCCUCGUAGGCCGGGAUAUGGACAAUUAGGUACCAAGUGUUUGGUUAAAGCCAACCAUUUCAUUGCUGAAUUAUCAGAAAGGAACUUAAGCCAGUAUAGCGUAAGAAUUACUCCUGAAGUUAGGUGUACAAGAUUGAACAAGGCUAUAAUGGCUGAGUUGGUUAAACUUCAUAAAGACGCGGACUUGGGAAAAAGAAUUCCGGUUUUUGAUGGAAGAAGAACGCUUUACACAGCGGGGUUACUCCCUUUUAACUCGAAAGAGUUCACUGUAACUCUUGGUGAUGAUGAUGAAUGGAUAGGAAUCACAAAGGAGCGUGAAUUUACUGUCACGAUCAAGUUCAUCUCACAAGCCAACAUGCUUCAAUUACGCGAACUUCUUUCAGGGAAACACGUUGAUAAUCCUCCACAAGCACUUAAAAUCAUCGAUAUUGUGCUAAGGGAACUUGCUUCUCAAAGGUACAUAUCCGUUGGGAGAUUUUUCUAUUCUCCGAAUAUUAAAAAGCCACAGACACUAGGUAAUGGUUUACAGUCUUGGAGGGGUUUCUACCAGAGCAUAAAACCUACUCAGAUGGGAUUGUCUCUCAAUAUUGAUAUGUCAACAACAGCAUUCAUCGAACCACUCCCGGUUGUUGAAUUUGUUGCUCAAGUUUUGGGAAAAGAUGUAAGUUCAAGGCCAUUGUCCGAUGCAGAUCGAAUAAAGGUUAAAAAAGCUCUUCGAGGUGUUAAAGUUGAAGUGACACAUAGGGGAAAUAUUCGAAGGAAAUACCGAAUUUCUGGAUUGACAUCACAACCAACAAGGGAGCUAAUUUUUCCUGUCGAUGAGGAGAAGAACAUGAAAUCAGUCAUCGAGUAUUUCCAGGAGGUGUAUGGAUUCACCAUUCAGUAUCCUCAUCUACCUUGUCUUCUCGUGGGAAGCCAAAAGAAAGUGAAUUACUUACCGAUGGAGGCUUGUAAGAUACUCGAGGGACAGAGAUACACCAAAAGGUUGGAUGAGAAGCAGAUAACUUCACUGUUGAAAUCGUCAUGCCAAAGACCACGAGAACAAGAAAUGGACAUUUUGCAGACCAUUCGCCAGAACGGAUACAAGCAAGACCCUAUUGCGAAGGAGUUUGGCAUCAAUAUUGACGAUAAGCUUGCAUCAGUGGAAGCUCGAGUUCUCCCUGCACCAUGGUUAAAGUACCAUGAUGCAGGGAAGGAAAAGGAAUGUCAUCCACAGCUAGGCCAGUGGAACAUGUUAAAUAAGAAAGUAAUUAAUGGAAGUACUGUAAACCACUGGGCUUGCAUCAACUUUUCGUGUAACGUCCAAGAAAAUGCAGCCCGUGGCUUUUGUCAUCAGCUUGCCCAAAUGUGCCAAAUCUCUGGAAUGGAAUUUAAUUGUGAGCCCAUGAUACCGGUUUAUUAUGCAAGACCAGAUCAGGCAAAGAAGGCAUUGAAUUAUGUAUACAAUGCUGCUGCUAACAAACUUGGAGGAAAAGAAUUGGAGUUACUAAUUGCCAUUCUACCUGACAACAAUGGUUCUUUGUAUGGUACUCUGAAGAAAAUUUGUGAGACGGAUUUGGGUAUGAUUUCUCAGUGUUGUCUUACAAAGCAUGUGUUAAAAAUCAGCAAGCAAUAUCUGUCAAAUGUAUCACUGAAAAUAAAUGUGAAGAUGGGAGGAAGGAACACUGUACUUUUAGAUGCUUUGAGAUGGAAAAUUCCUCUCGUUAGUGAUAUCCCAACGAUUAUAUUUGGUGCUGAUGUGACUCAUCCGGAAUCAGGAGAAGACUGUAGCCCAUCGAUUGCUGCUGUUGUAGCAUCACAAGAUUGGCCAGAAGUUACUAAAUACGCCGGUUUAGUAUGUGCUCAACCUCAUAGACAAGAACUCAUUCAAGAUCUUUACCGGACUUGGCAAGAUCCUCAACGAGGAACAAUGUCUGGAGGGAUGAUUAGAGAACUUCUAUUGGCGUUCAAGAAAGCCACAGGACAGAAACCACUGAGAAUAAUAUUCUACAGGGAUGGUGUAAGUGACGGUCAGUUUUAUCAGGUUCUACUUUAUGAACUCGAUGCAAUUCGUAAGGCUUGUGCAUCUCUUGAACCAGGUUACCAACCUCCAGUAACCUUCAUAGUCGUCCAAAAACGUCACCACACACGUCUUUUGCCAAAUAACCACAACGACAGAAAUCACACUGACAGGAGUGGAAACAUCCUACCUGGUACUGUGGUGGAUACAAAAAUAUGUCAUCCAACUGAAUUCGAUUUUUACUUAUGCAGUCAUGCUGGAAUUCAGGGAACUAGUCGUCCUGCACAUUAUCACGUUCUCUGGGAUGAAAAUAAUUUCUCCGCGGAUGAAAUGCAGUCUUUGACAAACAACCUUUGUUAUACAUAUGCUCGAUGCACUCGUUCUGUUUCAGUAGUUCCUCCUGCAUAUUAUGCUCAUUUGGCUGCCUAUAGAGCGCGUUUCUACGUAGAACCUGACUCACGUGACAACGGUUCAAUGCGUAGCACACGUGCAACGAACGGUUCUGUCAACGUCCGGCCACUACCAGCAUUGAAAGAGAAGGUGAAAAAUGUGAUGUUCUAUUGCUAGAGGGUGAAUGUUGAGUUUAUGUUACAUAGUAGUAGGGAGUACAUGUAUGAAAUUAGGAUAGGAAUCUUAGUCAUGAAAUGUUAUGUUUAUAUAGUUGUAGGGAACAAAUUGAAAUAAGAAAUUUUUUAAGGUGA
This is a messenger RNA of Solanum verrucosum, 2983 nucleotides long. Its product is annotated as protein argonaute PNH1-like. The record is from RefSeq and is a predicted model, not a curated record. The coding region runs from base 12 to 2849 and encodes 945 amino acids. The transcript is spliced from 22 exons. Gene Ontology annotation, molecular function: RNA binding; protein binding. Gene Ontology annotation, biological process: regulatory ncRNA-mediated post-transcriptional gene silencing. Gene Ontology annotation, cellular component: cytoplasm. NCBI's taxonomy places the organism in Eukaryota, Viridiplantae, Streptophyta, Magnoliopsida, Solanales, Solanaceae.